Talaromyces atroroseus is the source of this 2253-nucleotide messenger RNA. Its product is annotated as Patatin-like phospholipase domain-containing protein. Lineage: Eukaryota; Fungi; Ascomycota; Eurotiomycetes; Eurotiales; Trichocomaceae. The transcript has a single exon. Gene Ontology annotation, biological process: lipid metabolic process. Gene Ontology annotation, molecular function: triacylglycerol lipase activity. The record is from RefSeq and is a predicted model, not a curated record. The coding region runs from base 1 to 2253 and encodes 750 amino acids.
AUGAGCUCCGGCGGUCCGUCCUCGCAGCAGCCCCUCCACGACCCGUCGCUCCUCCCCGACUACGACACCGAAUUCAUCACUGCCCAAGAUCUCCACCAAUUCGAAAAGGCUCUGACUGCCCCCGAAGUUGAGCCCCUAGUCGCGAUCAACGACUGGCGUCCAAUUCGUCAACGAGUCCGCAGACCGUUUCGCUCUCGCACGACCCAGGCCUCCACAGUCACACGGAGAACGAAGGAUGAAACGCGCGAGGGCUUCUUGUACACCCUGCUAAAAUACCCCUUUCUCGUCACUGUGUUUGCGUGGAUUGCCAUUCUCAGCGUUGUCUAUGUCUUCACUCGACUCUACAUUUAUCUCUACGAGCACUUUGUGACCUGGACCGGUCGGCGGGAGACGUUGCGACGCGCAUUACACUCUACUCAGAACUACGAAGACUGGAAACGGGCAGCACGUACCCUAGAUACCUACCUUGGUAAUGAGAAGUGGAAGGAGAAGGACGAGUAUGCUUACUAUGAUUACCUCACGGUGAGGAAAGUUGUGGAUCAGCUCAGACAGCUGAGGACCCAAAUCGAGAAAGAGGACCAGGCCGAGGGGUCAUCAUCGUCAUCACAGGCCGUCGAAGAUCUUCGAUCACUUCUUGACGCUUGUGUCAAGAACAAUUUCGUGGGCGUCGAAAAUCCGAGACUUUACAGCGAAGCUUACUCUGGCACGAAACAUCUGGUGCAAGAAUACCUCGAUGAAGUACAUUUGUGUCUGCAAUGGCUCCUCAAUACUAGGGAUUUGACCAAGGAAGUGAAAUAUCGUCAUUUUAGACACCUGGACACCAACUUUGGCCGAACUGCUCUGUGUUUAUCUGGCGGGGCGACCUUCGCCUACUACCACUUCGGUGUCGUCAAAGCUCUACUGGACAAUGGAGUUUUGCCGGAGAUCAUCACUGGAACUUCAGGUGGAGCGCUGGUAGCAGCCUUGGUAGCAACAAGGACUAAUCAGGAACUGAAACAAUUGCUCAUUCCUGCACUGGCGUAUCGCAUCAGGGCCUGCCACGAAAACUUUCCAGCAUGGACCAAGCGCUGGUGGCGGACAGGCGCCCGCUUCGACACACUUGACUGGGCUAGACAAUGCAGUUGGUUCACCAGGGGCUCUAUGACCUUCCGGGAAGCCUUUGAGCGUACGGGACGAAUUCUCAAUGUUUCCUGUGUACCAUCAGACCCCCAUUCCCCAACGAUCCUAGCUAAUUACCUAACAUCCCCGGACUGCGUGAUCUGGAGUGCAGUAAUCGCAUCAGCCGCAGUGCCAGGCAUCCUGAAUCCCGUGGUCCUCAUGAAAAAGAAUAAAGACGGCAGCUUAUCCCCUUACUCAUUUGGACACAAAUGGAAAGACGGCAGUCUGCGCACCGACAUUCCAGUGAAAGCGCUCAAUCUCCACUUCAACGUCAACUUCACCAUUGUCUCCCAAGUCAACCCCCACAUCAACCUAUUCUUCUUCAGCUCCCGGGGCUCUGUCGGCCGACCCGUGACGCAUCGCAAAGGUCGCGGCUGGCGAGGCGGAUUCCUGGGUUCUGCCGUGGAACAAUACAUCAAACUCGACCUGAACAAAUGGCUCCGUGUCCUGCGCCAUUUGGAGCUCUUACCGCGGCCGCUAGGUCAAGACUGGAGUCAAAUCUGGCUGCAGCAGUCGUUCAGCGGGACAAUUACAAUCUGGCCGAAAUCAGUUCCCUCUGAUUUCUGGAAUAUCUUAUCCGAUCCCUCACCAGACCGACUGGCACGCAUGCUUCAUGUAGGCCAACAGAGCGCCUUCCCCAAGAUUUCGUUCAUACAGAACCGAAUGGCAAAGAUCGAGAACUUGAUUAUGCAGGGAUUACUGCAGAAUUCUCCUUCUUCCGGGCACAACAGAAUAAAAAACCGCGACGACCUAUCACCUUUACUCUCUCGCCGAUUCGACGAUACUACCACUACUCCUGCUGCCGGCGAUGACAACAAGGGAACAGAACUCGACGAAUCAACCAGAUUACUCUCCUUACCGAACAACAACAAUGACAACAAUACCCCUGCCGACGCUUCGUAUCUGAGUAUACCCGCCGAUCAGCAGAACCAGCAUCAUCGACGAGGCAGCGUCAUGGAUGAAAUGAGACGCCAGUCAGCAGUAUUCUUCGAUGAUUCGGAUGUUUAUGGCGAGGAGAGUGAUGAGAGUGUGCCUGUGGCUACUGAUGCUGAUACUGGCACUGCCAAUGGGGUGUCACAUUUCGGGGAUGAAUGA